UACACAGCGAGGGAAAUGCGGAUUGACGUCCUUAAACACCUUAAUAGUCGCAGCAGCGACACCAUUUCCACCGCCAACGGAAAUGCGCCGGAUGGCUCGCUGCUGCCGUCGACCACCGCUGGGAAGGAAGCCCCGACCAUGGCGCCUGCAUCGUCGCCGGGACCGAAGACGAAUUUGCUGCGGUUAAUUCGGGACAAACUGCUAGGAGUCCCGGACAAUUCAACUUCGCACGUCGCCAUCGGUUCCGCAUCGAUCUCCAGUCGUAGUACAGUGAGCAGUCGGCAUGUGGAGACCGUAAUCAGCCGCGAUACAUCCUGUCCACCUAACGGGAUUUCCCAAGUGCACAAAUACAAUUAUGGGACAAAAUCCUCCACAUUGCCCAACCGUUCAUCUGCUCGCCGGCACACGGCUCACGUUACCGUCGACCAAAUACAGCAAGCUGCUGCAGCCGGGAUUAAUCAAAACGGUGCACUGCAGCACAAAUCCAUUCUGAAAUCACCUGUUAAGCUCAUACCUCCCGGUCGGAUUGAAGUGAUUAAGGAAGAAGUGGAAAUCGAAGUUGCCGCUAAUUCAUGCACGAGUCGCCGGACCAGUAUGCAUCGAUCGGUCGAGGGACCACAAAUCCCCGCCCCGGUGCCGCCUGCCAAGCUUUCGCUCACCCCCGCCCCGUAUGCUAGCAACGGCCACGCCCCGCUCUCCCAGCCCGCUCCCGUCUCCCAGCUGUCAAGUGGUCCACCACCGCGACCGGACUUGCCGGUCUAUACUGAGCCCGUCAUCGUGCCCACCACUGUUGUUGGCAAACCUCGCAUGGAUUACUUAGAGUCCCUGGGGUCACGUUUGCCGUUCAAUGAUGAUGAUCCGGGCGUAAUGUCCGAAGUGGAUACCACAACAACCACCGCUUUCCACCGCGGUGGCAGGGCCCGGGCUAGCUUGCCGGCAUUUAAGACGCCCUCCAAAACAUUGGAAAAACCGCUCGGUGUCGUCUUCUUGCAGUAUCGCGACGAGACCAAACGCACGGUCUUACCCAAUGAAGUCACCACACUUGAUACCGUCAAAGCCUUAUUCGUACGUGCUUUCCCCCGCUUGUUGACUAUGCAAUUUUUGGAUUGUUCCGAUAAGCGGAAGAUUUACAUAUUGGAUCAGCGCAAGGAUAUGUUCUAUGAGCUGGAGGAUUUACGUGAUAUCCGCGAUCGGUCAGUUUUGAAAAUAUUCGAAUCCGAUCAGAUCGCUCAAGCAUCCUCAUCUGCUGCGUCAUCAGUGUACGGCCCAUCCCACGGCCCACUUUCCCAUCUGAAUAGCGACGAGAUGCACUAUUACUCUGAGCCGGAAUUUGAGCCUCUUCCUGAAUCACUGCGUUACUCGGGCCUGCACUCAAAGAGUCCUCGUGUCUACCCGCCGAUGAAAGGCACCAUGUCCCACUCGUAUCCCUCAUCAUCCAACAAUCCCAUCCCACCGCCGCCCUAUUCAUCACCGCCCAAUGUGCCUCCGAAGCCGCAGCGGAGUAGUUUUGGUUAUGCGACAUCGCUGUACGAUGAGCCCAUCUAUGCUAAUACUAAUACCAUGGAGAAACGUCCUCCGAGUCGAUCGGGCACCGCGACGCCCAUUGUUGAUGAGGAGGCACGCUAUCGAGUGGACGCCAUGGAGCGUCAUUUGGCUAAUUUAACCGGCCUAGUACAACAGGCGCUAUCCGGGAGCACGGCGCCCGCGAUUCCGCCGCGCGGCAUCCGCCCGGACUAUUCCAAUAUUAUUAUUCCACCCAAAAGAAAUAGCGUGCAAAAAGAUCAAAAAUCGAUCACUCCUCCCGUUCACGCCACGCUUAACGGGAUAAGCAAACUGACAAAGCAUGCCAGCGAUUUACCUAACAAUCAGUCUCAGCCGGCAGAAAAUGGGAUUUUCCUGCGUUAUCCCGACCCGAUGCUGAUGGAGUAUUUGGAGGCCGUACAGCAUAAAGUACGGGACAUGCGCGCCGACACCCACGCCCUGCGGCGUCAACAGCAAUCGCAGGCACUAUCCAUGCGUGAAAUUAUCAAGGAGAAUUUCGAGCGAUUAAAAACUCAGUUCAACUUAGUAGCACUUCCGGCCAAUGCGGCGACAACGUCAGCCGCCGGCACACAGCAGCGCGCCCGUACCGCUAACGAAGCACUCAUCUUCCAGCAGGAUCGAGCCCGAUUACAUCGCGAUCUCACUAAUCUGGAGAACAGCAUUGACACUGUCAGAUCGGCGGCCGUCGAUCAGGCCGGAACACUGGCGCCGUCGAAGCCGGUUAGCCUGCGCGAUGUGGAGCGCUGCACCACCGAGCUCAACGAGCUGUCCAAUAAUAUUGCCGAUCUACGCUUGAAAUUCCCAGUACUGCAGGAGAAGAUCAAGACCGUUAUGACCGCCGAUAUGGAAAUGGUCAUUCGCGAUGAAAUGUUUGUCAAAGAGGAGCCGGAGAAACUGGAGGAAAUGGCUAAACGCUGCCAGAAAUUGACCGGAACUCUGCUGAGCCUGAACAAGUUGGCGUGUGUCCAGGAUAGCGCUACUUCUCCCAAGGAAGAGGAAGUCCUCGUUGAUCUGCCACCGGAAUCGACUCCCACAUCGAGCGAGCCAGCCGCCCCCGCCCCACCCACCCGGCGUGAAUCGCUGACCACCACCACCGACAAAUCCAAACCCGGCGUGGACCAAUCCAACGACGAUCUCCUGGCCACGCCCAACACCCGCCGUCACCGCCUGGACAAGAAAGCCCAGGAUAUGCUGGACGACCUGUUGUCCGAGCUGGAAGUCUUCACGGACGUGUCUUCCCGCGAGCCCACUCCGGACCGCGACGCCACCAUCAAGCGCUCCCCGAAAGCCACCGCCAAUCCCUCGACCGACACCGGCUUCCUGGACCUGAACGCCAGUCUCUCGCCACCCAGCAUCACCCCCUCCAACUCGUCGCAGAGCACCGCCACCACGCUCUCUUCCAUGACGGAGACCUCCUCCAACUUCUCCGGCUCCGACAGCGGCACGACCAUCUCCAAGCUGCAGGUGGGCGUCGGCGAUCGGAAGACCACCAUCUCGCCGGUGCCCUUCUCCAACCGGUCCGCCGCCAGUUCCGGCAUGUCGACGCCGGCCCGCAAGGGCUCCGAUGCCGACCGCAGUCUAUCGGCGUGGUUGAAUAACGUCAAUCUCCCGGCGCCGCCACCGCGUUCCAGCAGUAAAUCUCCGCUCAUCUCCCCGAUGACAAAAACCAGUGGAUUUUUCACGCUGCCCAGUAAUUACGGCCGCUCGACGUCGACCAUGUCGGAACCGGGAGAUUUUCAGAGUUAUGCCAGUCUAUCGUACAACGAGUACACCAACCUCGGACGGGAGUUGCGUGCCUCUAACAUUAAGGAUCAGCGUUUGACCCCGCAGCAGCAGGACAAGAUUGCCAGUUAUUACACGUCCAAACUGCGCAAGGGAUCCGAUCCGGGCAACACGCUCCGCUCUCCGAUCGAUGAUAUUGCUAGUGAUAUUCUGGCCUUUGAGGCCAGUAAGGGCAAUUAUGCCCGCUCGGAAUCCCGCGAACGCCGGGUGCCGCCGGCGUUACCGCCCAAACCCGGUCAGGAGGAUCCCGGUGUGGCGCCGCCGCUGCCGCCCCGUAAUCGGCAGGAAAUUCUGGAGGAGCGCCAUCAGGAGCUGCUGAAGAAGCAACGACAACUGCAGGAACAAUACGCACGAUUACAGCAGCUGCAACGUGAUCAAAAAUUGCGUCCAUCUUCCCCUGUAAACAAACCAUCCACCACCCCCCAGAGCGGAUCCCUUACUGACCUUAAACGUCAACAUAUGUCCAAGAUGAACGAACUGUACGCGGUGCCCACAUCAGUGGCCAGACCGUUUCGUCACCCAAUGACAAUGUCCAAUGGUUCUACCGGAGAGCCAGCGCAACAGAUUUGCGAAACAGAUAUUCUUUAAAAAGUGCCAAAUCAAAAUUUUCCUGUUUAAGGAACGACAUUACUAACAAUAUUUAAAAAGCUUAUUAUGCAUUUUACACUUUGCUGCACAGGUUUGCACGACAUUGUGAGAAAUCUAAACUGAACUACAAUUUUGUGAUUGAUCAUGUUCUUAAUGAACAAGCAGAAUUAAAAUCAUAACGAUUU
Molecule: messenger RNA, 4097 nt
Organism: Paramacrobiotus metropolitanus
Lineage: Eukaryota; Metazoa; Tardigrada; Eutardigrada; Parachela; Macrobiotidae
Product: coiled-coil domain-containing protein AGAP005037-like
Cellular component (GO): cytoplasm
Source: RefSeq, a predicted model, not a curated record